This is a messenger RNA of Arvicanthis niloticus (Nile rat), 2889 nucleotides long. RefSeq names its product ST8 alpha-N-acetyl-neuraminide alpha-2,8-sialyltransferase 2 (gene St8sia2). NCBI's taxonomy places the organism in Eukaryota, Metazoa, Chordata, Mammalia, Rodentia, Muridae. Gene Ontology annotation, biological process: oligosaccharide metabolic process; N-glycan processing. The record is from RefSeq and is a predicted model, not a curated record. Gene Ontology annotation, molecular function: alpha-N-acetylneuraminate alpha-2,8-sialyltransferase activity.
GGCAAAAGCGGAGAGAGAGCGAGCGGGCUCGCCGCGCCAGAGCUACCCUUGUCUGUUGCUGCUGCUGUCGCCUUGGCCGCCGCCGGCCCGGACUCGCCCGGAGCGCAGGGUGUGUGCCCCGCUGCGCGCGGAGCGCGGAGGCUCCUCCAGCCCCAGCUCCUCGCCCCGGCCCGCGCGCGGGUCCCGGAGGGCAUCGACCCCACCAUGCAGCUGCAGUUCCGGAGCUGGAUGCUGGCCGCGCUCACGCUGCUCGUGGUCUUCCUCAUCUUCGCAGACAUCUCAGAGAUCGAAGAAGAAAUCGGGAAUUCUGGAGGCAGAGGUACAAUCAGAUCAGCUGUGAACAGCUUACAUAGCAAAUCUAAUAGAGCUGAAGUUGUAAUAAAUGGCUCUUCACCGCCAGCUGUUGCUGACAGAAGCAAUGAAAGCCUUAAGCACAGCAUCCAGCCAGCCUCGUCUAAAUGGAGACACAACCAGACGCUCUCUCUGAGGAUCAGGAAGCAAAUUUUAAAGUUCUUGGAUGCGGAGAAGGAUAUUUCUGUCCUUAAGGGGACCCUGAAACCUGGAGACAUUAUUCAUUAUAUCUUUGAUCGAGACAGCACAAUGAACGUGUCCCAGAACCUCUAUGAACUUCUCCCCAGAACCUCACCUCUGAAGAAUAAGCAUUUCCAGACUUGUGCCAUCGUGGGCAACUCGGGGGUCUUGCUGAACAGCGGCUGUGGGCAGGAGAUUGACACACACAGCUUUGUCAUAAGGUGCAACCUGGCUCCAGUACAGGAGUAUGCCCGGGAUGUGGGCCUCAAGACAGACCUAGUGACCAUGAACCCCUCAGUCAUCCAGCGAGCCUUUGAGGACCUAGUGAACGCCACGUGGCGGGAGAAGCUGCUGCAGCGGCUGCAUGGCCUCAACGGGAGCAUACUGUGGAUACCUGCCUUCAUGGCCCGGGGUGGCAAGGAGCGUGUGGAAUGGGUCAACGCUCUCAUCCUGAAGCACCAUGUCAAUGUGCGCACGGCUUACCCUUCCCUGCGCCUGCUGCACGCAGUCCGAGGAUAUUGGCUGACCAACAAAGUCCACAUCAAAAGACCAACCACCGGCCUCUUGAUGUACACCCUGGCCACACGCUUCUGCAAUCAGAUCUACCUUUAUGGCUUCUGGCCUUUCCCACUGGAUCAGAAUCAAAACCCUGUCAAGUACCACUAUUACGACAGCCUCAAGUACGGCUACACCUCCCAGGCCAGUCCCCACACCAUGCCCUUAGAAUUCAAGGCCCUCAAGAGCUUACAUGAACAGGGGGCAUUAAAACUGACUGUCGGCCAGUGUGAUGGAGCUACGUAAGGAGGUCAGCCCAUGGGACUCAGUGGCUCACUUUCCUGCCAGCUACACCACAGGCAGAUGGGAGUCAGGUGGCACAAAAAAAAAUAGAACAAGCAGGCUAGUGGUUUUCUUUGUUAAAGUGUAAAACAGUGACCAGAAUAUAUAUAUCUAUACCUGCAUAUAUAUAUUGACCUGAGUAUUUAUAACUGUGUGGUGUUCAUCUAGCAUUAGGCAGAUAAGCCACAGGAAGAAGGUGUGGAGAACCCACCUGGACCAGAUGGAGACUCAGUCCAUCUUUGGGGGCAGAAGGACCUGACAUGCAAAGAAGCCAGUCCCAUGACUUUGGAUGACAACCCGCUUCCUGGGCUGGAUGGAUCUUUGGGCUCAUGGAUGAAUGGAGAGCCACCUGUUGUCAGCUUCCCCGAACCUCCAAAUGAAGUGGAUUCUGGGUAGCCCAGACCCAGAGAUGGCAGCUUGGACCAGUCUAAAGAGGUGCAGUUCAUGGAGGAGAGACUUGGAGAGUUCCACUGGGCAAAGAGGCACAAGGAGACCAAGCAGCACGGGUCACAACAGAGCUGAGGGCUUUGUUCAUGAACUUGAGAGUACAGCUGCCCAAAGGACAAGCACGAUGGCACCUGCAUCCCAGACAAGCCUUCACAGCUAUGGAGAGAGGCUGGAGGAAACUCAAUGACAUCCCCAUAUUCUGGUUAGACAAGUACUACCCAGGACUUAGUAGGGCAGAACAACAUGUGACCCUAAAAAGGUAGAUUGUUGUAAAUCAUGGUUUUAGAAACUUGACAUCUUCUAGGAGUUUGCUCCACCUCAGAAAAGGACAAAAUAGGAACGUUUUGUUGGGUGAGGCCCACUGAGGCAGAAGUGACCCUAGGGCUUCAGCUUCGAGGUUAGCUUUUAUCCCAUCCUCUUAGAAUGUCACAUGAAGGAACUUACUGUCCCAUCUACCACCAGAAAGACACAGCAAGUGCUUGAAGAAUCACUGUCACAAUAGGAGUCAUCUUGUUCAAAACACAUACAAUCAGCUUUCUAGGCACCUCACGGAGCCCUAGAAUUAGACACCUGGAAGACUGACGCAUCUAACCCUGGGUCUCUGCAGUCACUCCAUUUGCUUUCUGCAUCCUGCACUCUGAGAGUCCCCUGCAGCCAGCCUGCUGUGUCAAUGUCACCUUGUCACUUUCCCAUCUUGACAGUCAUACCUGCCCACACCGAGCUCUUCUGGGAGAGGUUCCAGUGUCCACCCUAUAUCCCUGCCCACUCUCACCUCCUACACCAUCAACCACUGCAGAGUUUUUGCAAAAGCCUUCUCCCUACUCUGUUAGGACUCCUACUUAAGACUUGUUUUUCUUGUUUUUGUUUUUUUUUUUUUUAAAAAAAAAAAGCCCAAAGCCAAACACAGUUCCAAACGCUGGACAUAAUCUCCAGGGGGAAAUCUGGGCUCAGUGCCAACAACUUAAGGGUUGGACUUACAGGUCACACACAGCAAAGUAUUAGCCAGCUUGAUGUGUUAGAUGCAGUUCCCUCGCCUGAUAAAUAAUGGUGUUUUUAAACAUAUUUGAAAGAUAA